UGCUUUGUAUAAACUAGUAAAUCCAAGAAGGCUAGCUUUUUGCCCUUUCCUCAUCUUUUCUCCCAUUCUUGGGGGAAUACUGGAAACCCAACAAAAGGAAAAAAGUUUACAUAUAUAAUCACAAUGUGACUACUUCCAUAACACAAAAUUGAUCAGAAGGAAAAAAAACAUGGGCCGUGGAGUGAGCUAUGGCGGCGGUCGGAGUUCUUUGGGAUACUUGUUUGGUUCCGAGUCCGAGGGAGCUGGCCGGAGCAACAACUCUUCCUCUAGCUCCAAUAGUUCCCCAAUGGCUCGUCGGAAAGAAAACAGUAGCAGCCCAAUCAAGUGGGAGGUCCAAGAAGCACCUUCGGCCCAACCUAGUCCAAAGUCUGAGGAAGCACGAAGCAACAACCCUUCCUCUAGCUCCAACAGUCCCUCACCACCACCACCUACUACCAAAAAGGAGGAAACUGCAAGAAGCCCAGUGGCUCGUCGGAAAGAAUUCAGUAGCAGCCCAAUCAAGUGGGACGUCGAAGAAGCACCUUCGGCCCAACCCGGUCACCUGAAAAACAACUACUAUAGGUCUGAAGGCCAGAAUUGUGGUAACUUCAUUACGGACCGACCGACGACCAAGGUUCAUGCAGCUCCAGGAGGAGGGUCCUCGUUAGGCUAUCUAUUCGGCGAUCCUAACAAAAAAUGAUGAAUUCUUGUCCAAACAAAAUGAUUUGGUGGAUGUGCUUAUUGUAUUUUGAUUGUAUACUUUGUCACCAAUAAGUUGAUCUAAAAUACAAAAUUUAAUGGCAAAUGACGGAAAAACAAUUGUUAAUGCAGUAAUGCCCAACAUUGAUUUUGCAUUCUAUCUCAUUCAUUUAUGUUUUUCCAUUAUAUUUAUUUUUUGGACUUUGCUACGGUGACAUGCAUGUCACGGUGACAUGCACUUUCCGGUCGACCUCAUAUAGGAUCAGGUCGACCUAAUCAGUUGUUUCAGUGUACAAACAGUUUCAUGGUGCCUACUUUGGAGAUUCAUAUCUUACAAUUGGCUAGAUGGAAAU
Linum tenue is the source of this 1031-nucleotide messenger RNA. The record is from the annotation of a GenBank genome assembly. Lineage: Eukaryota; Viridiplantae; Streptophyta; Magnoliopsida; Malpighiales; Linaceae.